AUGAUGUUGUGGCGGUCGUUUCUCGGUUUCCCGGUGGAUGCCCAGGCCCGCCUGGACCCGCCCGUGCUGGAGAAUUAUUUCGGCAACUGCUUGGAUAAGGGGUUGGUGAUAAUCGAGCGCAGACGGCUGGUGGGGGAAAAUGGGUUCGUGAUAGAGGUCGAGGCUAUUGCCGACCCUAUUAAGAAUAGGGUGAAUGUUAAUAACGUGGUUUUGAGAGGUGCGGAGAAUUGGCUGUCGGAGAUUAGGAAGUUGAGGGGAAUGAGGGUGUUCUCAGUUUCGGCUUCUCUGAAAUUCAGCUUUUCGGAUGUCGAUUUUGGAUGGGCAAAGUCCAGAAAGUUUGAGAUUGUGUCGGUCGACGGGGAAAUGUAUUCGAUGUCGUUGUGCAAGUCGAUUGUUUCGGAUGGAGGCCUGGAGAUUGAGUUGUCAUUACCAAGGGGUAGAAUGGAAGCUUUUGGUGCUAUAUUUGGGAAGGGAAUUGAUGGGAGUUCAAGAAGAUUUCUAUCCCGAGUGUCUACUGUGGCCCGGCUUUAA
Messenger RNA from Striga hermonthica, 531 nucleotides. The record is from the annotation of a GenBank genome assembly. Lineage: Eukaryota; Viridiplantae; Streptophyta; Magnoliopsida; Lamiales; Orobanchaceae.